Messenger RNA from Scleropages formosus (Asian bonytongue), 3315 nucleotides. It is a transcript of the gene g6fl, whose product is annotated as g6f-like. Gene Ontology annotation, molecular function: protein tyrosine kinase binding; MHC class II protein binding. Gene Ontology annotation, cellular component: membrane raft; external side of plasma membrane. Bases 1534 to 3102 code for a protein of 522 amino acids. The transcript has 12 exons. Lineage: Eukaryota; Metazoa; Chordata; Actinopteri; Osteoglossiformes; Osteoglossidae. The record is from RefSeq and is a predicted model, not a curated record. Gene Ontology annotation, biological process: T cell activation; interleukin-15-mediated signaling pathway; positive regulation of ERK1 and ERK2 cascade.
CCUGUAUGGGACAAGCGGUUCUGAAAAUGUGUGUGUGUGUGUGUAACACAAAAGUCCAGGUUGUUGGCUCAUGAUUUUUAUUAUAAGAGGACAGAACCUCUGAAGUGUGGCAUCACAGUAGAUGAGCAGCUACAGCACCGCUCCUGGGGUUCAGAUGGGAUCGAAUCUUGCUUUGUGUGCAGUUUGCACAUUUGCUCUGGGUUUCCUUCCAAAAGCACGGGCCAAAUUGGAAAUUACAGGUGAAUUAUCGACUGUAAAUUGACUGUACAGCGUGUGAUAGCCCUCUGAUGGAGUGGCUUCCUCUCCAGGGUGUACCCUGCUUCACAAGCUAUAGGAACAGGCUCCAGUCUAGCGGUUAGCAAUAAUGAAUGAAUGAAUGACCUGUGAAAUGGAAAAUUAAAUGAUCGGUUUUACAUCCCGUGCCCUUACGUGUGUAUAUGGUGUUUGGUGAGCAGUUGUGUACUUAACUGUAAAAACCGUUUUCCUGCUAUUUAAAAGAGACCGAGAACAGUCCCAAAGCGGAGCUCAAUGCACACCUCUUGUGUAUGCCAUCCCGCUGGGAAGAGCCUGCGCAAGAGACUCUCGAUAAAUAACCCCCAGCACAGUACAAACGAGCGGGUGGAAGAACUAGGCUUGCAACUGCAGCAACUCCUAUUGUUGCGCUGAUGAUUCAGCUUUAGUAUAAAUCAAUGGCAGCCCCGGCGCCUCUUCACCAGCUCACCAGACGGCCUUGCCGGCACAUCCGGUUCUUCACCGAGGUGUUUUCACGGUCACGCUUGGUUACAGUCACGGCCAUCUUCAGACGUGGAUAAUUGGGGGGGCCCGAGCGACGAAGCAGGCAGGUGAGUAAUGGGAUUAUAAUUCUGGAGAAGGUGACACGUUCAGCGGCGUAAUUCCGAUGAUGGCCCACUUUGCGCUUUGCCGUCCCGCUCUCCCGUCUCCGUCGAGCCGUUCCUCUUUCUCCCCCCUUUUUCUUUCCACUCCAUCAGCGCUCACCCCCACUUUCUCCUUCCCCCAUUAACACAGCAGUAAUUAAGUGAUGAUCUGCUAAUAGCACUCCGAGGGGACGAUAAUACCGUUAGCUUUAAUUAAAGAUAUUCAAGGGAUGUAAAGACAUGGAGCCCAGAGGGUGUGAGCGUUCUCACUGUUAAUGCAUGUUCACAUGCACGCAAUUUUUAGUCUCGCUUCAUCUUGGCAGACAGUUCACGUAUGUCUGUACAUGUGCAUGCAGCUUCACUGCUGGGUUUUCUAUCCGUGCUCUUAUGCUUGCCCCCCCCGCUAUUAUUUUGUUUAUCAGCAGACAUGCACAUAGGCACUCGAUGUCAACAUCUUCCUGCAGCUGUCACUUUCUGCUCCCCUCAUGUCCCACAACAGCUUUUCCUCUGUGGGUUUGUGUCCAAAAUAGAGGAAAAUGUAGAGGAGAGAGAUGAGGAGAUACAGGGCAGCUUAUGCAAAGUCGCAGGAACAACAUUUAAGAGCCGACGUCGACGUGUCCGAUUGUCUCUCGCGUGAUCCGCCACCAACUUUUGUGCGAUGAAUGCUUCUUUGUUCUCCUCUCCCACUGCCGCGGUGCUCCUCUUCACUGGAUUAGUUUUGACUGAAGCCGGGGACUGGCAUGAUGUUGUUGUGGCUACAGAGGGGGCACCCGUGCUCUUAGCUUGUUCUCAGCGGCCACCGAAGGACACGAUGGAGGUACACUGGCAGUGGAAACCGCAUGGCGGGGACACCGUGAGCCUGGUUCUCUCGGCCAACGAAAGGCAGGAAUUCCUGGGUGAGGCAUUAAAGACAGAUGUGCGUCUGGCUGAUUCGGUUUCCUGGAAGUCGGGAAAUUUCUCUCUGUUCUUCAGGCCCCGUUCUGUGGACGGGGGACACUACAUGUGUCUGAUCAAGCAAGGGCAGAAGAAGUUGAAAGAGGAAGUCACAGUGCUGGUCAUUCUCACAGUUUCUCUUGGUCCCCGUCUGCCUGUCUCAGAACAGAGCACCUUGCGCUUGCAGGCAGAGGCGUCCAGCCGGGACGCCGUCUCUGAAAUGUCCUGGCUCUCUCCCCAUGGGCUCCCGCUGCGAUGUGAGACACUUCCCUCCGGGGCUGUGAUUGCCAAGCUGCCCCUUGUCACCGUUGCUGACCGAGGGAAUUACACCUGUCGGAUUCGGCCGCGGGGAAACUGCAGCAGGCCCGCGUUCUUCUUCCUGUACCCAGUCACAGUUGAUGUUUCCAGGGUUGUCCAAUUCAACCUAAGUUUCAACACCCAGCUGUCAAAAGCAUGUCUCGCACACACACCAGUGGUAUUAUCGUGUGCCCCUGUCCGUGGAGACUAUGUUCUUCUCUACUGGCAGCACCCAGACUCCAGGCAGAAGAUUGAGAAAAUCUUCACCUAUGACCGGUGGCGGCAGCGCUUUCGAAACUUGACCAAGUCCCGCCUCCACCUCAAAAGCUCCGCCUCUUUGGGUGACUUCUCCUUUGAGCUCACACCUCAGCCCGAAGAAGGGGGCGUGUACAUCUGUGAGGUCUUCCUCAACGACAGCGUCUUCAGCCAAGGCACCAGAAUCAGCGUGCUGCAUGUCUCUGUUUCCUCCAGACCCUCUGCACUGACUCUCACCUGCCGGUAUUCGGAGCGCUCGCAGGUGAAGACGGUCACCUGGACUCACGAGAACCGCAGCCGCAGGCUGGAUUGGAGCUCUUUGGAGCCGGGCAGCCUCAAAAUCAAAGUUGAAACGCCACCCGGCCCUGAAACUGCUGGGAAUUACACCUGCACGCUGGAGCUGAAUAAUGGGAAGAAACUGGAAGCCGUGCACGUGAUAAGUCUGCCUCGUGACGAACUCCCCAGUUCUUCCUUUCCCUCCCCCUCCUCGCUCCCUUUUUUGGGAUUCCUGCUUCCUGUGAUUACUGUGGCUGCAGGUGUGUUGCUAUGGAAACUCAGAGCUCACAACGCUCGCCGCGGUAUUGAGCAGUCUCUGUCAUAUCACACCGGAGAGGUGGAGAACAUCUAUGAAAACCCUGAAGAUCUGAGACAGACACAGAGUUCGGUGUACAUGGACUUGAAACCCACCAGUGACAAUGAUGUAUAUAAGGAGCUCGAUAGAUAUGAACAUUGCCCUUGCUGACACCUGACUGGUAGCCAGUGAUUUUGAAGACUGGAAAACAAAGACUCUGUUUACUGAGAAAUGCUGUUUUCAUCAUUACUUGCAAUCCACCACCUUUUGUGUCACUUUGAAUUGCCUUUAGAUGGUAAAGUCCCGUGGAAGGACCAAGCCCCCCUACGUCCUAGAACAUUCAUUCAAUCAUUCAUUCAUUCAUUUUCGCAAACCGCUUCUCCU